Molecule: messenger RNA, 591 nt
Organism: Miscanthus lutarioriparius
Lineage: Eukaryota; Viridiplantae; Streptophyta; Magnoliopsida; Poales; Poaceae
Source: the annotation of a GenBank genome assembly
AUGGAUUCAGGGAGAUCUUUUACCGACAUGAUUAUGCAGGGCUUCACUCCAGCUGCAGUGUCCAACAAUAUCCCACUUCGUAAUGAUGUACAAGCACGCGAUGAGGUCGCUGCUGCGGUGAAAGGAAUUCAAAAAAGGUCCAAAAAUUUCACUGUAAAAAAGGACAAGAUGUUGGUGUCAGCAUGGCUAAAUGACUUUCCGGUACAACAUUGCUGGAAAAUUCUCAAAAACCAUUCAAAGUGGACGCAUAGGCGCCAGCAAAUUGAAGCUCAGAAACCAUUCAGCAAAAAGCAAAAGACCACUACCAGUUCAACUCCUGCUACUGAUGUAGCAGAACAUGUCACUGGGACUGUAGAUGAGACUCAUACUGCAAUAACCACAGUGGACAGGCCUACUAGGACUAAGAAGGAAAAACAGAAAUUAAAGCAGCGUUCCAGCAUUGAAGCUUUGGAUUAUUUAUUGGCAAAGAAGAAAGAGGUGGAUGCUGAGAAGGAGAUGAAGAAAGAGGAGAGGGAGUUGAAGAAAGAGGAAAGGGGGUUGAAGAAACAUGAGAUGCUCAAAAAGCCCUUGCUUUGCAGGAAGAAAGGAUAA